AUGAUGAAAGUAGAGCUGUUGAAGGAGUGGCUCGAAGACCUUUUGAAGCCGGGAUACGUGAACCAAAGGAUAGAAAGCCUCAAGAAAGCGAUCUUCAAGAAGAACAAAAACUCGGAGGAGGACCAGAAGUUUCGCUACCGCUUCCUCGACGUCACGAGCACCGCGAUUUCGGAGGAGCAGGUUUGUUCUGACUUCAAUUUCAACAUUGUGGUCUCUUACUGCGGCUCGUUCGCGGAUGACCUGCCAACCAAAAAGGAAGUGGAGGCAGCAGUCUCAUGGGCGGGACAGCACUUCAGGCUGAACCAGGGCUUGGACAAGGCAGACAAGGAGGACUGGGCAGUGGAAGAAGCUGCUUUGAUAAGAUCGUUCGCCUCCUGGGCAUGUGCUCGCAGUCGCCGCAACAAGGAGACAAGGAAGGGCACUUCGCACGAGAAGCUGGCGAUCCUUAAGCAGGUCAUCCAAGCCCGAAAGAAGGACGCGAGGAUGAUGAAGGCAGCCGGCAAUGACAAGCCGGAAGACGCCGCAGACGCCUGUGGCACGGAAGACGGGGCCGAAGCCGGCGAGGAAGAGGCUGGGGAAGACGAUGAAUGUUUGGGUGAUGAGUUGGAGAGUGAAACCGAAAAAGAUGGCACCAAAGGAACCUUCAAGGACAUUCGGCUUUGCAUUCAGCUCGCUUGUUACAGUUCUUGCAUUGUUUAUAUGGCAGCUUCAACUACUGGUUGCAAGGAUGAAAAAGCACCGAAGAUCCCUCCUGCGAAGCUUCCGAAGUCUGUGACUGCCAAAGCCGAGAAGUUGUUGUCUGAAGCCGAGAAGGAUGAUCCAAACCUUGCCCUGGAGGCCAAGGAAAAAGAAAUGGAUGACCAGGGAGAGGACGAGCAGGAGGAGGCAGAUGAAGCCAAUGAAAAGCCCGCCAAGAAGGUCAAGGGUGUCCGGGAGGAAAGUGAUGAUCAGGAAAAGGACGAGGAGGAGGAGGAGGCAAAUGAAGAGGCCGAGGAAGGAGGCCGUCUCCGCCAGGUGGGGAGGGGAAAGAACAGCCAAGUGAUUUGGUUUGUCCGUUGCUAUCAAACCAGAAAUGCACUGGAGGUGAAAGACCUUUGGAGGCCCCGCUUUGAGGCAGCUCAUCGAAAGGUCAUGGACAAUCACCCUGGACAGCAACAAAUCCAAGAUCGGUUCAGCCCCUAUUCUGGGUGUUUCUACAUUAACAAAGCGGAUGAGCAACGCUUGGAUGCCGUGAACGGGAAGUACGGGCUUGACUUCGAAGUCAACAAGAAGGGCGGUGCAAGCCUCGGCUGGACCAAGUUCGAGUCGCUGAUCGAAGCGCCUGGUGGGAAGCCGCUUGCCAAGCGGCCGAUUGGUGAUGCGAAGGAUGCUUCGGACAGCGACCAGGACUACGCCUUCCAGGCUGUGACAAACCUCGCCAAGGCCGGGUUCCAGCUCUGCUACGAUAUCGCGACUUCCGAUUGUGAGACCUCCUUUCGAAUGGAGGCAGAGCCGUGUAGAGAAGAGAACGUCCGGAACGUCGGGACCAUCGAGGCAGUGGCGGGGUCCUACGACAGCUCCAAGGAGGAUGCCCAGAACCCGUGGCCGAAUCUUGAGGAUGAGCUCCCUGGUGCGACGGUUUCUCCUAAGCUUCCCAAAGGAAUGAAAAAGACCGCCGGAAAGAAGUCUCCCGCUGGAAAGGAAAAGUCUCCCUCAGGAAAGGAAGAGUCUCCCUCAGGAAAGGAAGAGUCCACCUCAGGAAAGGAAGAGUCCCUUUCAGGAAGUACCAAAUCUCCGACGGGCAGAACGGCAUUCCAGAAAGGCAAGGCUGGGAAGAAACCACUUCGUACCGACUCAAUGCAGACAGUUGUGGAGACACCCCCGCCGAAACACAAGCGAGCCGCCUCCUCUGACUUGUCGGACAACACACAGAAGAAGGUGAAGGCUGCCCUCAACAGGCAACAGACGGUGGAUGCGAAGUCAACCCCAGAACGGAAGGCUGAUGCUGAAGCCGCCCAAAAGAAGCUCGAGGCAGCUUUCAAUGAUGAGGAUGAAACCCAGAAGGAUAACGAGCCCGCAGCCACGAAGCCUACCACCAAGCCGAAGGUGAGCACAGCAGCACAGCCCGGAGGGGAGUGGUACAUCCCCAAAGAAGACAUCCCCAGCAAAGUCAAAGGUUCUCAGUUCUUGUUGACACUGAGUCGCUGCACGCCGACAGAGAUCAAGUCUGCUUUCGAGAAGUCGAAGUAUUGCAAACACAAGAUGUCGUCUUUGUACGAAGACUUCCUCUCGAGUGCCGGGAACUGGAGAAGCAGCAUGGUGUACAAAUGCAUCAAAAGCACCAAUCGCAACGGGCGCCGGGGCAUCCGGCGAUGGCUCACACGCAGCCAGCUGGAAGCUCACUUCCAGGACACAGCCAUCGUGACUGCCAUUAUUGUCCGCAAAGAGACAGACGACUACCUGUCGAAGACGGAAAUCCGAGAGCAUCCGGAUUGCCCGGGACUGAUUCAGUACCUGGUGCUGGUGGAUGAAGAGCACACAGACGAGGAUAUCGACGAAGUUACUGACAUGUUUCGCAUGGAGGACGCUGGCUCAGAGGAGAGCGACAGCUCGGACGACGACAGCGAUGAUGAUGAUGAUGACAAGGAUGACAAGCCGUCCAAAAAGGGUGGCAAGGCCCCGAAAGACAAAAAGGACAAGAAGGACAAGAAGGACAAGGGCAAACGCCCGAAGAAAAACAAAAAGCAAUCCAAGAAGAAGAAGGGCAAGAAGAACAAGGGCAACCGCAAGGACGCGGAAGAGACCGAGCAGGACAAAGAGAAGGAAAGGAUCAAGAAGGUCAAGCAAGAGGCCAAUAAGGCCCGGGCCACCGAAGCAAACCCCGAAGUGAAUCCAAGUUUUACACUUGUCUCCCAGGUCAUUGGCAAUCUGAGCAAGCUCAUCCGCGACACCAACACCAAGAUUACCGAAGCCGCCGGAAUGAGCAAGAAUGUCCGAAACGCCCUCCGGAAAGAUCUGAACGAUUGCAUCAGCCAGCUGUCCGCCUCGCGAGCAGAGUUGCAGCCUGCUGUGGAUGGGGGCGAGGAGGCCCUCAUGCUGCAGAGCACCGAGUCCGCCAAGACGCUCAUCAACAAGAUGCAGCAGCAAGACGCAGCUGGAGCCGUGCCCGCACCGCUGCAGAAGCUGGGUUCCUUCAGUGGGAAAAACAAUUCUCGCGAUUUCAGACGAGCAGUUCGGCUUCCUGUGGAACCCACUUACGUGACGACGGUUGUCAAAGCAAAGUAUGAUUCAGAAGAAGAAGCAACUGUGAAGAUUCCCGUGCUACUGCCUCAUCGCAUAUAA
Symbiodinium sp. CCMP2592 is the source of this 3321-nucleotide messenger RNA. The record is from the annotation of a GenBank genome assembly. NCBI's taxonomy places the organism in Eukaryota, Dinophyceae, Suessiales, Symbiodiniaceae.